AUGCUGAGCCAUGGCGCGUUGAUAUGCACAUCAAUGCUCUUUUUCGCGUUAUGGAUGGACACACCUUCUCCACACCUGCAUGACGAUAUUCCUGUAUACUCUCCAGCAAUUGGUGCUGUUGAGUCCGUGAUCGUAAGAUUCAAUGGAACACUCGACUUUCCUUCCAUCUAUCGUGGCCCUCCUUCCCCAGAAAUUGAUGCCGCUUGGGCCAGGAUCGCUCACGAUGUAAUUAUUCACCUUCCAAGGUCAAAAUAUCCACCCAAAUUUGGUGGGGGUUUCAUGGUAUCCAUGGAAGCCCCUCACCAACUCCAUUGUCUAAAUUUACUUCGCAAAGCCUCGUGGCCCGAGUAUAUUCCGCAUGUAUCUUGGUACAUUGUUUUUUUAUUGAUGUACCUCCUGCUUAUCAUAUACACAGAUCAUUGCAUUGAAAUGAUCAGGCAGAAUAUCAUGUGUAAUGUCGACGUGAUGAUGAUAACAUGGGACUGGGUUCAAGGACACAAACACGCUGUUCAUAUCGAUAAAUCCGAGGUCACUCGCUUCGAAGAUACGGUUGACCUUCCCCUACCCUCCGAUCUGAUGCACCAUAACGUAUAAGGAAUAUCGUGCUGCUCACUCACUACAUACUACAUUUACGAGUAUCUUGCAAGAACGACAAUAAUUAAGAGCUUAGUC
This is a messenger RNA of Suillus subalutaceus, 672 nucleotides long. RefSeq lists its product as uncharacterized. The record is from RefSeq and is a predicted model, not a curated record. The transcript is spliced from 7 exons. NCBI's taxonomy places the organism in Eukaryota, Fungi, Basidiomycota, Agaricomycetes, Boletales, Suillaceae. Bases 1 to 594 code for a protein of 197 amino acids. Gene Ontology annotation, biological process: mycotoxin biosynthetic process.